CGCAUACGUUAGGUACAAGGUUACCUGACGUCACCAUUGGACAAACUCGUCGAACUAUAUAGCACGUAUUACUGAUUUGUUAUAGGUAAAUCUCAUGAUGACGUAAUAACAGAUGCAUUUGAUUUGUGCAUUCCAAACGCGCGGAUGCAUUUGAUAAAUGUUUAUAACUUUUUAACGUGUGAUUAUUAUUUUGUAAAAGUAAUAAUUAAUAAUAAUCUUGGAAAAAUAGAAAAAGACUAAUCAUUAAAGAAGAUGGUGAAUGAAGAAGCAGUAGAAAAUAAUAAAAAAACUCAACCUGUAUUCAAAAAUUCAUCUUUUCACCAACAAUUUCGGCCAAUAAGCAAUACUGGGAAGAAAAGAACUUGGAGAUCUCUUAAACAGGUUUUGGCUCAGGAACGUAGUUUACCAUGGCCUACUGAAGUAGUACAUUAUAGUGCUAUCAAUGCACCGCCAAGUUUUAAACCUGCAAAGAAGUAUUCUGAUAUAUCUGGUCUGCCUGCACGGUAUACAGAUCCACAAACUAAGUUAUAUUAUGCAACUGCUGAAGAAUUUGCCACAGUUCGCAGUCUGCCAAUGGAUAUUACUGCCGGAUAUUUAGCAUUACGUGGUGCUUCUAGUAUCGUUGGUUAAGUAUUUUAAUUAAAUUGCAAGGAAUAUAUCAUUCUUUCUUAAAUUGUAUGUUUCAAUGUCCCUUUUUAAUCACAUAAAAUAUUAUACAUAUUUUAAUAUGUAAUAUUUUUAAUUGUAAUCAAUUUUAUAUAUUUAUAUAGAAAUUUUGCGUAAAUUUAGGAAAAGGCUAAUCAAAAUUUAUAAGGAAAGAAAACAUGCUUUCCAUCGAUCUGUUUUAAUCAUUAUUUACCUUUUAUUUAUUUUUAAUAACUAUUUAGCUUUGAUAUAUUAAUGGGCUGUACUGAAAUAAACAAUUCUUCAGACAA
Vespa velutina is the source of this 935-nucleotide messenger RNA. Its product is annotated as INO80 complex subunit C. The record is from RefSeq and is a predicted model, not a curated record. Gene Ontology annotation, biological process: chromatin remodeling. Lineage: Eukaryota; Metazoa; Arthropoda; Insecta; Hymenoptera; Vespidae. The coding region runs from base 253 to 630 and encodes 125 amino acids. The transcript has 4 exons. Gene Ontology annotation, cellular component: Ino80 complex.